Molecule: messenger RNA, 1032 nt
Organism: Caenorhabditis elegans
Lineage: Eukaryota; Metazoa; Nematoda; Chromadorea; Rhabditida; Rhabditidae
Source: the annotation of a RefSeq genome assembly
AUGUUACAUUUCCUCAUAUUCUGCCUGCAACCUCCCUUAUCCGGCACGGAGCAGAUCCAUAUGACACUGUUCCCAGGUUCUCUGAGCAACAGGACUGAAUGUGUGAAGACAGAGACGAAUGGUACGAUAGCAUGUGCAUGGCUAUGCGGGAAGGAUAGGCGGUGUCAGAUAGCGCACUGGAAAGUUCGUGUUUGCUAUGUGAGUAUGGAGCUGUUAGAGAGAUUGCAAGAGGGAGCUCCGGUGGCUUGAUAGCUUGGAAGAGAUCCGUGCCUAACACCGACCUGAGCCAGCCUAUCACUUCAUGCCCAGCUUCCACAGUGACACUUCCAACCUGUGAAGUUGGGUGGAAGCUGUUCCCACGCUACGAUACUUAUUUGUGUCUAACGCUAGGCAUCAAUCGAAAGGAACGUGACGGAUACUUAUUACAGUUUGAUCAAAUUUCCAGUUAUGUUGCUUGCAGAUGGGAUGGAUCGAAGUUCAUAGAUGGUAUAUUAAGUGGGCUGGAGAGCGAUGAGGAGAGAGCUUACGCGUCGGACCGAGCUUAUCAAAUAAUGCUACAGAACAUGAACGAGACAUUGUUCGAAUUCCCAUCAAGUGAGCGACUGGGCUGGGGUGUGUGGUCAGGCGUUCCAAAUAACACAUAACAUGAACAAAACACCAUCAGGGAGUGUAGCGCGUUUUUGGGGUGUAUGGAUUGACGGGAUGUUAGAUGUUGGGAAAAAAAUCAAGUACACGGAUACCACACUCAACUUGAAACGUGGAUACAGGUGGGCCAAAAACUAUCCACUUUGGGAUUACUUACCAUCUCGACCAUGCAUUCAGCUGGUUGUAACGACCGAUCGAACUUUAGAAAUUAAUGGAACUCUCGUAAACUCUAACUGCGGCGGAGUAUAUAUUGUUUACAACAAACUGGUCGUUUGCGGAAAGAAGCCUAUUUAUUGAAAUUGGCUCAGCUCAGGCUACUGGUCUUUUCACAUUUAUUGCUUACAAUUGGAUAGCUUGGAAAGUAUUUGUUAACAAUAGUCAAUAAAA